Molecule: messenger RNA, 1343 nt
Organism: Anopheles stephensi (Asian malaria mosquito)
Lineage: Eukaryota; Metazoa; Arthropoda; Insecta; Diptera; Culicidae
Product: serine/threonine-protein phosphatase 2A activator-like
Exons: 3
Coding region: 146-1183 (345 amino acids)
Biological process (GO): mitotic spindle organization
Cellular component (GO): nucleus; protein phosphatase type 2A complex; cytoplasm
Molecular function (GO): protein tyrosine phosphatase activator activity; peptidyl-prolyl cis-trans isomerase activity
Source: RefSeq, a predicted model, not a curated record
UCUGCGAACGCGCUCCACCUUUUGAAGUUUUGACAGGCUGGACGACCUUGACGGCGCACAAACAAAAAUAAAACAUCCAACUUCAGCCACAGCGUUGAAAAGUAUUUUCUAGACCGAAAGUAGCGAUUAAAACCAGUAAACCGAAAUGUCUGAGAGUGGUGCUGAUGGCGAACCAAAGCAAGAGUUUGUGGUGCCUCAAAAGCUGGUCAAAUCGAACGCGGAUAUGGAGAUGUGGAGAAUGUCCGAAUGCUAUUACGAUCUGUUGGGAUUCAUUAGCAGCAUGUGCGAAGCGUUGCAAGGUACUCGCAACAACCAGCAGCUGGUGAUGCCACCGGUGGUUGAAAAACUGAUGAAGGUUCUAGAUCGAUUGGAGCAGCUGGCAAUUGAAACUCCGCCGGUUGAUCAGCCGGCCCGGUUCGGAAACGUUGCGUUCAAGAGCUGGCAUCAAAAGAUGCAAUCGGAAAGCAUGCAGCUCAUUACCGAUGUACUGCCGGAUCCGCUGAAACACGCAAGCAAGGAGGUUUGUGUGUACUUUGUUGACUGUUUCGGCAAUCCGACGCGUAUCGAUUACGGUACCGGGCACGAGUUGGCUUUCAUCAUGUUUCUGAUGUGCUUGUUCAAGAUCGGUGCUUUCGAGCGUAAAGAUGAAGUAGCUGUUGGCUUGAAGCUGUUCAUGAAGUACAUCAUCCUGGCGAGAAAGCUACAGGUGACGUACCGCAUGGAGCCGGCCGGCAGUCACGGUGUGUGGAGUUUGGACGAUUUUCAGUUCGUGCCCUUCAUCUGGGGUAGUGCGCAGCUGUCCGUCAACAGUCCCAUCGACACCUCACAGUUUGUGGAGGAGAAAUAUAUCGCCAAGUACAAAGAUGAGCUUAUGUUCGUGGGUUGCAUCGACUACAUACAGCAGGUGAAGACGGGCAACUUUUACGAGCACUCGAAUCAGCUGUGGAGCAUCAGCGCCGUUCCGCAGUGGUCCAAGAUCUGUACGGGACUGAUUAAGAUGUACCAAAAGGAGGUGCUGUCCAAGUUUCCCGUCAUUCAGCACGUAUACUUUGGCUCGAUACUGACGCUUAAAACGAUUAAACUGGGCACCACGCUGCCCAAUCCGAGGCUGGGCAUGGUUCCACGGCAACAUGCACCGGCAGUGCCGGCACCUCCCAAGUUUCCCGCUGGCGAUGGAAUGUGAUAAACAACUGUGUAUUAGUUUGUGAUUGUUCGAAGAAUGAUAACAUAUUGAAAAUGACGGCCCUUGGUUGCGUUGGCAUUAAUCGAUUGUGAAACAAUACGUAAAUUUGUGAAAAAGAAAUAAAAAUUAAAAUAACAAACGUUUGCAUCAAGCCACGGUA